Cucumis sativus (cucumber) is the source of this 2826-nucleotide messenger RNA. Its product is annotated as nucleolin. The coding region runs from base 182 to 2548 and encodes 788 amino acids. The record is from RefSeq and is a predicted model, not a curated record. The transcript is spliced from 12 exons. Gene Ontology annotation, cellular component: nucleus. Gene Ontology annotation, molecular function: mRNA binding. Lineage: Eukaryota; Viridiplantae; Streptophyta; Magnoliopsida; Cucurbitales; Cucurbitaceae.
GACGUCCUCGUUAGGGUUUCUAAUUUUCCACCGCUCUAUAUAUUCCCAAAUUCCAAUAUCUCUUCCUCUCUAGGGUUUCUUCAUUUCAUUUCCAAUAUUUCUUGCGAUUUGCUAUAUCAAGAGUGAUUCUAGGGUUUCUUUCAUCUUCUACGUUUCAGAUCUAUUCUGCGAAUUCAUCGAGAUGCCUCCAAGGACGGUAAAGAGAGGCUCGGCAUCCGCGGGAGCGAAGAGAGGUGGAAGGACUACCAGAGGGACGCCAAAGAAACAAGAUCAGCCGGCGGAAAGGGAGGUUGUGGAAGAGACGGCGAAGGUUGAGGAGGUAUCGGUGGUUGAGGUUGAAACCAAGGAGCUUCGCGAGGAAGUCGCGGUUCAGGAAAAAAGCCCUGUUGUAGAAGAUAAGCCUGUUAUUCAGAAUAAACCGGUAGUUGUCGAGGAGAAACAGCCGAUUGCUGUAGACGUUGGGGAGGUCGAAUCUUCGCGCGAAGUCAGAUCGGAUUCGAAACAAUCUGUUCCUCCUAAAAAAGAAGAAGAAGUAAAGGAUGAAGAAUAUGGGAAGGACGAGCGCUUGGAUCUCGAAGAUAACGAUCCCGAAUCAGAACCUGAUGAGGAUGGAGGGUUUGAGUAUGAUGAAAAAGAAAUUGAACAGGAGGAUGUUCAGGAAGUGGUAGAUGGGGAGGGGGAGCCUGAGGACAAUGUGGGGGAUGAGGAAGGUGAUAUGGUUGAAGAGGAUGUUGAGGAUGCUCAGGAGGAUCUUGAGGGGGAGGAUGAUGAUCAGCAAGGUGGUGAAGACCAUGAGCACGCUGGCAUGGUUGAUGCCGAUGAGGAUGAGCAUCAUGAAGUUGUUAAAGAGAGGCGUAAACGCAAGGAGUUUGAAGUGUUUGUUGGUGGCUUGGACAAGGACGUAAAAGAGGAGGAUUUGAAGAAAGUUUUCAGUGCAGUUGGUGAAGUCACUGAAGUCAGGCUAAUGAUGAAUCCGCAGACAAAGAAGAACAAAGGUUUUGCAUUCUUACGUUUUGCUACUGUGGAAGAGGCAAAACGAGCUGUGUCAGAGCUGAAGAAUCCUGUGAUUAAUGGUAAACAAUGUGGUGUGACUCCAAGUCAAGAUAGCGACACCCUUUUUCUUGGUAACAUAUGCAAGACAUGGAAAAAGGAUGCUCUGAAGGAGAAGUUGAAACAUUAUGGAGUUGAUAAUGUUGAGGAUCUGACACUGGUAGAGGAUAGUAAUAAUGAAGGAUCAAAUCGUGGAUUUGCCUUUUUGGAAUUUUCAUCUCGUUCAGAUGCUAUGGAUGCCUUCAAGCGUCUUCAAAAAAGGGAUGUUGUAUUUGGAGUUGAUAGGCCUGCCAAAGUGUCGUUUGCUGAUUCUUUUAUAGAUCCUGGUGAUGAAAUUAUGGCACAGGUCAAGACUGUUUUUGUUGAUAGUCUCCCUGCCUCAUGGGAUGAAGAAUUUGUUCGAGGACUUCUAAAGAAGUAUGGGGAGAUUGAGAAAAUUGAGCUUGCUCGAAAUAUGCCUUCGGCGAAGAGAAAGGAUUUUGGCUUUGUUACAUUUGACACACAUGAUGCUGCGGUUUCCUGUGCAAAGAGCAUCAACAACUCAGAGCUUGGUGAAGGGGACAACAAGGCUAAAGUAAGGGCUAGAUUAUCCAGACCAUUGCAAAGAGGCAAAGGAAAACAUGCUAGUCGUACUGAUUAUUGGCCUGGGCGCACAACUGGACGUGUAAGGGGUUCUUGGACACGACCAGCUCCACGAAGUAUUCCUAUUCGUGGAGUUAGAGGUGUUGGCAGCCAUCUCCCACCGGUCAGUGUAAAGAGGCCUAGUGGUGUUAGAGAUAGACGUCCCGUCAUUGCAGUGCCACCACGAGGAAGACCUGUUGCUGCUGUAGCGAGGUCUUACGACAGGGGUCCUCCUGUUGCUUCUUACUCAAAGAGUAGCUUGAAGAGGGAUUAUGGUCGACGGGAGGAGCUGCAUCCAUCCAGAAGCCGGAUGCUAGUUGAUUAUGCCUCCAGAGUUGUACCAGAAAGAAAUCCAUCCUACAGAGAUGAUUAUGCUUCUCGGGCUGCUGCCUUCUCUGAUCCACCUAGGAGAGAUGCACCCAGAAGAGCUUAUGUAGAUGAUGGAUACAGCCGGAGGUUUGAAAGACCCCCUCCACCAAGCUACCGUGAUGUCCGUGCACGCGAUUAUGAUGCUCUAAUUGGAUCGAAACGACCAUAUUCUUCAAUGAGUGAUGUGCCUCCAGCUUAUGCUGAUACUGGUGUUCGUCAAUCAAGAAGUCGUUUAGACUACGAUUAUGGUGCUGGUGCUUCUCAAUAUGGUGAUGCUUAUGAUAGCAGGAUUGGAAGAUCAAAUAUUGGAGGAUAUGAUAGUCGAAGUUCCAUAUCAGGUUCUUUUAGCAGUGAUGUCGGUGGAAUGUAUUCGUCUAGCUAUGGCGGGGACUAUAUGACCCGUGGUAGCAAUGUUGGUGGCAGUUCUUCUUACUCGUCAAUGUACCCUGGUCGUAGUGUGGGGGGAAGCAGUUAUAUGGGCAGCGGUGGUUCUGGAUCAUACUAUUGAUACUCAAUAUGAAAAAGAGGCUUCUAUAGGAUGUGGACAAUGUUGGGAAGCGUGCAUUAUCUAUCUGCCUACAGUUCUGGGAAGAAACUUUAUCAAGAUUAUAACCGCCUCUGAACUUUAUUUCUAGAAUAUGUAUUGAAUGAUGGACCAUACUGGUUAAGUUGUUAAGACCUUGCUGGUUUUUGAUAUUUGUAAUUCUGGAUUGGACCAUGUAAGGGAACUUGUGACAUAUUCAGAAAUGAAGAAAGACGUGCCUGAUUGUGCAUAUUCUCUCAUAA